AUCCAGGAGCAGAAGGAAGGAGGGCAAAGAGAGUUUGGCGGCUACAAGGCUGCAGCCUUGGCAGAUACAGAAAUAUGCACCAAGUGUCCAGAUGAUAAAUAUCCAAAUGAGAUCCGAGUCCAAUGUAUCCCCAAAGUUAUAACCUUCCUGUCUUAUGAUGAACAUCUGGGCAUCAUCCUGGUCUCUCUUGCCCUACUCUUGUUCCUAAUCACAGCAUUUGUCUUAAUUAUAUUCAUUAAAUAUCGAGAAACUCCCAUUAUCAAAGCCAAUAACCGGGACCUCUCUUACAUCCUCUUGAUUUCCCUCCUGCUUUGCUUCUUGUCCUCCUUUUUCUUUAUUGGCCAACCAAGGAAAGCCACCUGUCUUCUUCGACAAACAGUGUUCAGCAUCGUUUUCUCAGUUGCUGUUUCUUCUCUCUUGGCCAAAACAAUCACAGUGGUGCUGGCAUUCCUGGCCACAAAACCAGGAAACCGAGUGAAGAGAUGGUUGGGGAAAAGCUUGGCCAAUUCCAUCAUCCUUUCUUGUUCUGCCGGCCAAAUUAUCAUCUGCUCCAUCUGGCUGGGAGUGUCUGCCCCAUUCCCUGACUCUGACCUUCACUCCCAGCCUGGAGAGAUCAUCCUGCAAUGCAACGAAGGAUCUGUUCUCAUGUUCUACAUCACCCUCAGCUAUCUUGGCUUCUUGGCUGCCAUCUGCUUCACAGUGGCUUUCCCGGCCAGGAAUCUGCCAGGGGCCUUCAAUGAAGCCAAGCUGAUCACCUUCAGCAUGCUGGUCUUCUGCAGUGUCUGGGUGACUUUUGUGCCCACCUACCUGAGUACCAAAGGGAAAUACAUGGUGGCUGUGCAGGUCUUCUCCAUCUUCUCCUCCAAUGCUGGGCUGCUGGGCUGCAUUUUCAUUCCCAAGUGCUUCAUUAUCAUUCUGAGGCCAGACCUGAAUACAAAGGAACAGCUAACAACCAGAAAAAAGGUAGAAAUGUGA
Molecule: messenger RNA, 975 nt
Organism: Notechis scutatus (mainland tiger snake)
Lineage: Eukaryota; Metazoa; Chordata; Lepidosauria; Squamata; Elapidae
Source: RefSeq, a predicted model, not a curated record